GUGAGUCAAUGUUUCUAUUCGUUCAAUCUCUAGCUAGUACUUAGCUGCUAGUGCAAGCUUGCGAUGCCGGAUAGAUCUCACUUUUCGCUGGACAAUGUGGCAGUGCUCUAGCAAUCGACGUGCCUUGUAUCCUUAUCAAGAAGUCCAAAUUUGGUUUGGUUCAACUUGUUCUUUGACCAAGUUCAUCUUCAAUUCUUCAGAAAGGCCUUGUCGAUUUCAACGAUGGUCACCUAUUCUGCUUUCUUUUCUUCUGGCCUUCUCGCGCCUUACCAUCCAAGAGCAACAACUCCUGCACCACCUUCCUCGCCGAUGCCGAUGCAAUCCAGUCCUAUGCACCCUGUCGAUCGCGAUCUGAGCGUGACACCCACACCCGGUGGCAACUCGAAUAAUGUUGUUGCAGUACCCACUGCGAAUGCUGACCGUCCUCGCAUGCGCAGGCGUCGCAGUAGCAUGAAUAUUGGUGUGAACCCGAUGGCUCUUAUUAAGUCACCGACGCGGAAUGCGGGUAGCGCGUUUCAACGCGCCGGCGUCAUGUCUCCCACCCGGAGUCGUGCAGGCAGCAUCGCAGAGAACGCUUCAGAAACUAACAGUCUUUUUGGAAGACUAAGAAGUGGCAGUCUGAACGCAGUCGCUCCACUACGCCUGCGUCGUGCCGUCAAGCGAACUAUCCCACUCGCUCCGCCCCCCACUGCCCCCUCUCCCUGCACUCCCACCGCCAUCUCCAUCUGCGAAAUACACGCGUACUCUCGCGCCUCCUGCGCUCGUUAUACCUAUUCCUCGCCAGCCCCUCAUGAAUUAUUUUGUGUCCAGUCCUAACACUUCUGGACUACUCAGUCCUGAUUCUGUGAUGCAGUUCUCAUCCAAUAUGUCGCCUGGUAUCUCCUCCAGCCCGGCUCACAAGUGUUAUUUUGGAAGCACUAUCGAUGAAGAGAUGAAAGGAAAACUGAACGCGCUUCGAUCAGCGCUGCUUGUUUGGACACUGCGCCUGGUUGCGUACUUACUCUCGUGCAUCAAUAUCCCCGUUAGCUAUUUACUGUUCUAUAUUAAUUCCCUGCUGCAUUUGUUACCAAUGUCCCACUCAUAGCCAUCCAGUGUUACACCGUAUCUCUAUGUCCUUCAGUCUCUGCAUCUUUCAAGCUUUCUCGUUACUACUUUUGCUCUUUAGAAAUGGUUUUGCUCGUUCUCGACAUUCCGUCCAUGUUUUGUAUGCUGCUCUAGUAUCUAUGCCAUUUUUCUGAGCAUUUGAC
Suillus subalutaceus is the source of this 1247-nucleotide messenger RNA. RefSeq lists its product as uncharacterized. The coding region runs from base 223 to 816 and encodes 197 amino acids. The record is from RefSeq and is a predicted model, not a curated record. The transcript has 3 exons. Lineage: Eukaryota; Fungi; Basidiomycota; Agaricomycetes; Boletales; Suillaceae.